This is a messenger RNA of Clunio marinus, 297 nucleotides long. Lineage: Eukaryota; Metazoa; Arthropoda; Insecta; Diptera; Chironomidae. The record is from the annotation of a GenBank genome assembly.
AUGAAUAAUGAAAAGCCUUUUGAAAAUUGCGCUUUGAAUGAAAACAUUUCAUUGAGGCCUCAAAUGAAAAGAGAAGGAAGAUGUCAGACAAUUGCUGAAAAGUUAUUUAUACCAUCAUGUCCAGAUAAUGAACUUUUUUGUGUGACCCAGUUCAGCAUUGUUAAUGACCACAAACCAUUGUUUAAGAAACAACUCGCUUCAUUAUGCAAAAAUGAAUUGAAAAGAAUGAAAAGAAGAGAAGUUGAAAGGAUGGAAAAGAAGAAAGCAAGACAAGCCUUUAGGCUGAUAUUUCCUUGA